AUGGGUCAUGGCAUCCAUGACCUAUUAGCCAGGACAAAGUAUAUCCGCUUCCAUGGCUACAGACUGCCCCCUGACUUCGGUGAGACGCCUAGCAUUAUGCUCGAGAAUUGGUGUUGGAUGAAAGAUGUCUUGAAGGGCCUCAGCUGCCAUUACACAACACUACACCAAGAUUAUCUAGCAGACUGGCGCAAACAACAUCCCGGCGAGCUAGAUCCGCCAAAAGAAAUUCCAAAUGACUUGGUAGAGAACCUCAUCAAAUAUCGGUACUUCAAUAGAGGACUUUACCAUUUGUAUCAGCUGUCAACAUCGAUCUUUGAUCUCCAGAUACACUCACUGAGUACGGACAAGGAGAUUGCAGAUCUCGACCUACAAAAAUUGUGGUAUGACCUACGUGAGGAGAUAGAGGGAAUGGAUUUUUCCGAAUGCAGGAAUGGGUUUGCGUUUGGGACGUUCGCUCAUCUAACGGCUGGUUAUGAUGUUUGUUACUAUGCUUACCUAUGUUGCACGGCUGUGGCCCAGGAUCUGUUCCUCUCUGUCUUUGCCCGUGACCCGUAUAACAAAGAUACGUGGGAUAAGUACCGUCGCGGAGUUCUAGAACACGGAGGAAGCCAACAGGACCUGUUGCGGAUGCUGGAGGAUUUCCUUGGUCGCCCUCCGAAUAUGAACGCACUUGUGGAAGAUUUGAUGCGCUCAGGUAGCCAGACUUAG
Messenger RNA from Aspergillus pseudoviridinutans, 708 nucleotides. RefSeq lists its product as uncharacterized. NCBI's taxonomy places the organism in Eukaryota, Fungi, Ascomycota, Eurotiomycetes, Eurotiales, Aspergillaceae. Gene Ontology annotation, molecular function: metalloendopeptidase activity. The transcript has 3 exons. The record is from RefSeq and is a predicted model, not a curated record. Bases 1 to 708 code for a protein of 235 amino acids. Gene Ontology annotation, cellular component: mitochondrial intermembrane space. Gene Ontology annotation, biological process: peptide metabolic process; proteolysis.